UUCCCUCAGCUCAGCUGCUGCGACGGACUCUGUAGACAGACCCGGGACCGCUCGCCAUUUUAAUCCAGCGUUUGGGGUAUAACACGCACACGUUCACCGGCCAGAAGGCGUCUCUCCGCGGCGGGACAUAUCUCCAGGAUGCUGGAAAUGGAAGUGAUCCAUCCCAGCCAACAGGACAUGGACCUGAUCGACAUACUUUGGAAGCAGGACAUUGAUCUCGGAGCCAGGCGAGAGGUGUUUGACUACAACCACCGGCAGAAAGAGCAUGAGCUGCAGAGGCAGCGGGAGCUUGAGGAAGAGAAGAGGCUGCAUCUGCUCCGGGAGCAGGAGAAGGCCCUGCUCGCUCAGCUACAGCUCGAUGAGGAGACGGGAGAGUACAUACCCCGCCCGCUGCCUCCCGGCACCCCGCUGCAGUCCACUGUCACACCUUUAGAGGUGACACAGAAUGUCAGCUACACAGAGGAGAAUGGUGAUGCCAUGUCGUUUGAUGAAUGUUUACAGCUACUGGCAGAUACGUUUCCUGUAGAGGAAACUGAGGACACUUCAGUCUGCCUGGACGCAGCAGCUGUGUCAGUGCCCGGCGGCAGGAGCAGCGUGAUGAUGUCCCCGGAGCAGCCUCCUCUGCCACCAGCUGGCCUCUCCCCAGGUCUGAUACCGCCACCACCACAGAGGAUGUCCCUGGAUUUGGAGCAGGCCUGGAUGGAGCUUUUGUCCCUCCCUGAGCUGCAGCAAUGCCUGAACAUGCAAAUGGAGGACACACUGGAGACGACCACUUACUCUCUUCCAAACAGCCCCGAAGUGCCGAAUCCAAACUUCACUUUUUACCCUAUGACCAAUCUCACAGAGGGGGAAACAAACAGUUUAAAUGCUUGUCCUGCAGAGUUCAUCAAUACAUUCGAUGGACCUGUUCCCACUGUGGCUCCACCGGACAUUCUUAGCCAAAUUGAGGUGAAGGCUCCCGAGUUAAAUACUAACUUUGGCGCAGAAAGUUUCAGUGACAUAUUUUACCCCAACCCCAUCCUGGAAGAGAGCAGCGUUCAGCAAGGCCUUGAAGGAAAUGAAUGUUCAACCAUGUCUGAUAUUCCAAACAAGCCUUCCUUCACACCCAUGGACCUUUACAGUCUCUCGCCCGGAGAUGCAUUUGACAGAAGCAAACAAAAUCUACUGGCUGAAAUGCCAGACUCCGAUUCAGGCAUCUCCUCAAACACAAGUCCAAAUGCUAGUUCACCGGCAAAAUCGGCAUUCGGAGAUGGGUCCUAUGAUUACAGUGAUUCCGACAUGGAGGAGAUGGACCACAACCCUGGAAGCGUAGAGUCCGACUACUCAGAGAUGCUCACGCUAAAUUACCAACCAGAUGAUCUUCAGACAGUAGUUUCUGUAUCUGCACAGAUAGGGCAGCCUCACCUGCGUCAUGAGAAGAAACCUAAACUAUACAAGACAAACCUGGAAGAGGAGAGUGUCCACAACAACAUGCCUUUCACCAAAGACAAGCAGAGGAUGCACUCGGAGGUGCGUCUCCCCAGAGACGAGCAGAGGGCCAAGGCCCUCAAAAUCCCCAUGACCGUGAGCAUGAUCAUCAACAUGCCUGUUGACGACUUCAACGAGAUGAUGUCAAAGCACCCGAUGAAUGAGGCCCAGCUGGCCCUGGUCCGAGACAUACGCCGCCGCGGCAAGAACAAAGUGGCAGCCCAGAACUGCCGCAAGCGCAAGAUGGAGAACAUAGUGGGCCUGGAGGGCGAGCUGGACUCACUGAAGGAUGAGAAGGAGCGUCUGCUGAGCGAAAAGAGCCAGAACGUCACAGACCUGAAGGAGAUGAAGCAGCAGGUGAACAGCUUGUACCGGGAGGUCUUCAGCAUGCUGCGGGACGAGAAGGGGAAUCCCUACUCGCCGUCCGAAUACUCCCUCCAACAGUCCACCGACGGCAACGUCUUCCUCGUCCCUCGCGUUAAAAAGACUUUCAUCAAGGGAGAGGACAACUACAUGACUCCCAUGUAAUAUGGUACUGCGUUAACAUAGUAAUACUAUGCAAUAACCUUGUAGUCGCUCAGCUUUAAAGUAUCAGUAGCUCAGAACUAUUGUAUAGUUUUCGUUUACUCCUCUUGAAUGUGUAAUAUUUUUGAUAUUUUACUUUUGUACUCUGAUACGCUCACAGAUCCAAUAUUGUAUGUAAAUAUACUAUUACUCGCAUUUGAGAUUAACUGUUACGUGAUAUUUGUGUGUAUAUAUAUUGUAUAUAUAAAUAUUAUAUUCCUGUAUGCUGAUGAUUGUUUCAAUCAUUGCUACCUAUAUUUUAUAACUUUCCACUUCAUGAUUUGCUGCCCAGGUUCUUUUUUUUUUUAUUUCUGUGCUUUUCAAUAAACUAUUCCAUCGCUA
Molecule: messenger RNA, 2373 nt
Organism: Limanda limanda (common dab)
Lineage: Eukaryota; Metazoa; Chordata; Actinopteri; Pleuronectiformes; Pleuronectidae
Gene: nfe2l2a
Product: nfe2 like bZIP transcription factor 2a
Exons: 5
Coding region: 139-1995 (618 amino acids)
Biological process (GO): regulation of transcription by RNA polymerase II; cellular response to oxidative stress
Cellular component (GO): nucleus
Molecular function (GO): RNA polymerase II cis-regulatory region sequence-specific DNA binding; DNA-binding transcription factor activity, RNA polymerase II-specific
Source: RefSeq, a predicted model, not a curated record